AUGGUCCGCCUUCUGCCUGCGUGGCCGCACUGGUAUCAGAAGCCUUCUUAUCGCGAUCCCAAGACCUUUACGCAGACGACCAACGCGGCGAUCGAGGAUGGCCAUGGAUCCAGAGCGCCUUCGAUCUCGUCGCAAUCCGACGCGGCCAUUCCCCAAGACUUGUCCCUGGAUCGUGUCCUGAGCAACAAAACUUGCAGCCCUUUGUCCUUGUAUGACUUCUACAUGUAUCUCAAGCAUAUCGAGUUGUCGCCUGAGAAUUUGGAAUUCUACAUGUGGUAUCGCGAUUAUGAAGCCCGCUAUCAACAGAAGAGAGAAGGUAGCCGACCAGAGGCAGACACGCCGCUGCUGAAGCAGCCUUCGAACGAAAAGGACAAUGUCUACGCGACAUGGACUGGUAUCUCGUCCGGGAAGGAUUCCGACCUCGAACGUAAUAGUCAAGAAAACGAAUUCCUGCGCUACAUUGAAGGACUGAUGCCAUCGGCCGAACUCAGCAUGUGGAAACGUUGCCGUCCGUUCUGGUCGCGGCCAUCGGAAUCGUCCGAAACGACGUUGGGCAACUACUCGAACAGCGAAGAGCUGCAACAAGUGGCCGAACUGUUUCUUGUCCCCGGGUCACCCAAGGAACUCAAUCUCCCAUCGAGCAUGCGGGCACGCGCCCUUGCCGGGCUGCAGCAAUCCGACUCGCCGCAGACGCUUGCCCCGAUCGCAGACCACGUGUACUACCUGCUCAAGAACUGCUCGCAUCGCAACUUUAUCCGCCUGGGUGUCAAAAACGGCACCUUCGAAACGCUCUGUAUGGUUACGGUCGCCGGCGUCCUCUUGGUCAGUGUGGGAUUGUUGACAAUGCUCUUGUUGGCCUUUGCAUCGCCUUCCAUCCACCACUCGAACCGAUGGCGCGGGUUGGCCGCGGCGCCCUUUUGGUGGCUUGGGUUUUCCUUCCUGCUCGCUGGAUGGCGCGGCUCGUGUUUUCUUUUGCUGUUGUUUUCCCGUCGCCAGGAACUGCCCUGGGAGCGCGUCGACAGCAUGGAAAAAGGCGGCACUCCGAAACGUCCGAAUGCUCUGAUGCGCUUCGUCAAGAAGAUGAUGCUGUUUGAGCGCAAGAUCCGCGUCAAGGACCAAGGGUUGCGGGUGUUGCAGCGAACCAUCGUCGUUCAAAGCAUGGUCGCGGCGUUGCUGGUGACAGUCGUGCUGGAGGCGGUUUUUCUCUGCCUGCCUAUUUGGAAGUGA
Molecule: messenger RNA, 1227 nt
Organism: Exophiala dermatitidis NIH/UT8656
Lineage: Eukaryota; Fungi; Ascomycota; Eurotiomycetes; Chaetothyriales; Herpotrichiellaceae
Exons: 4
Coding region: 1-1227 (408 amino acids)
Source: RefSeq, a predicted model, not a curated record